Messenger RNA from Triplophysa dalaica, 2126 nucleotides. RefSeq names its product serine peptidase inhibitor, Kunitz type, 2 (gene spint2). The record is from RefSeq and is a predicted model, not a curated record. The coding region runs from base 180 to 1454 and encodes 424 amino acids. The transcript is spliced from 9 exons. NCBI's taxonomy places the organism in Eukaryota, Metazoa, Chordata, Actinopteri, Cypriniformes, Nemacheilidae. Gene Ontology annotation, molecular function: serine-type endopeptidase inhibitor activity.
AGGAAGUUGUUGUUUGUCUUAUUAUUUCCCAGGACAGCAGACACACACCUUCUGCGUUCGUACAGACAAGUUACAGAUCGAGUAUAGUUUAAUAGUUUCGGUGUUUUAGUUUAAGCCGUGUGACACACCGUCGGUUAGUAGAGUGUACACAGGUGUAUUCCUCGACAGUACUUGUAAGAAUGGCUCAGGUGUGGUUUACCUGCGUCAUUGGGUUUCUUUGUUGUCUCCCUCUUCUGAAUGCGUGUACAUGGGACCCAAACACGGACGUGGAACAAGGUCUGAGUAUUAAAUCGUACGACAACGGCGCAGCUUACCUGGCUUACCUGCCGGAAAUCUCAGACGAUGAAGAGUGUCAACAGGCUUGCUGUGACAGAGACGAGUGCCAUCUCGCUCUCAUCGGGACUCCAGCGGAUGCCGGAAAGUCAGAGUGCCGCCUGGUGAGCUGCAUUAAAGACGGCGUCGACGUCUGCGUUUUGACGCCCAGCACGCAGUUCAAGGUGUACCGCAAAAUCGACAGCGCAGGUGAUGUGCUGAACCAAAACGACGAUGAUGUUCGCUCUGCAUUCACGACAGAUGACUGCCGUCUGCCAAGUGUGGUUGGAAAAUGUCGUGCUGCCUUUCCACGAUUCUAUUACAAUGUCACCAGUCAGACCUGUCAGCAAUUCGUCUAUGGGGGCUGUGGGGGAAACAACAAUAAUUUUGAGACCCAGGAGGCAUGCGAGACAGCGUGCAGUGGGAUGAAAGAAUUAGAUUCUCACGUCGUGUCUCAACGCAGUAGGAUGUCCAACCCUGAAGAGAGAAGUGCUGAUGAACCAAAGGCUCUCGCUAAAAUGACAUCUGAUGAAUUCAAAGAGAAGUGUCUGGCCUCUGAGGAGACUGGACCCUGCAGAGCCUCCAUGAGACGCUACUUCUACAAGAACGGCACCUGUGAACAGUUUAUCUAUGGAGGCUGCCGAGGCAACAAGAACAAUUAUGAAACUGAGGAGGCAUGCAUGACAACCUGCACAGUCACAGUCAUUCCCAGAAAUGAAGAGGCACCUGUAGCACCUGUAACCCCCAGUUCACCUAGCCAAGAAGCCUGUUUCGCACCUGCUCAGUCUGGCCCAUGCCGUGCUGCCUUCCGCAUGUUUUACUUUGAGUCCAGUACCCAGUCCUGUGUGCCCUUCAUCUAUGGAGGCUGCCGGGGUAACCAAAACCGCUACACCAGUGAGGAGGAGUGCAUGUCAGCUUGUUCUGGAAAUCAAUGGAGUUCUCAUGGACACCCUAGACGUUGGACUCCAGCCUUCUUCCUAGUGGCCACCCUGGCCAUCAUGUCGGCCGUUCUGCUGGUGGGUUUGAUCCUGAUCGCAGUGCGCAGGGGCUCCAGAAGGUUCCUUGUAUUUGAUGAUAAGGAGGAGUUACUGCCUGCUGAUGAGUGGUCUUUUGAGCAAUCAUCUAAAACAGUCUCCAAUUAAAGCUGGUGGGCGUCUGACCUCUCUCGUUGUCUGGUACAAAAAGUCCAACUCGUGACACUCCAUGUCAGACUUAAUUCAAACGUAUAGAAAUUUAAUGUGGGAUGUUGCACUAACCUUUGGUGAAUUGGUCUAAAAAGAAAUACUUCUCUGUUACUUUCACCUAUAAUACUUUUAUGAUUAGGAUCAUAUAGAGUACAAGUAAGGAAUGUAUUUAUUGUCACAAACAACCAUAAUUAUUCAUAAGUGAUUUCACAGGAGCUUUAAAAUAUAUAUAAAUGUUACUAUUUUUAAGGCACAUUUUUGGUUCUUUGGUCUUUGAAAGCCUAUGCCAGAUAAUGACUUGAACAAUAUUUGACAUAAAAUAAAAAUUUAUGUAGGUCGCAAACCUACAAGCCGCAGUUUAAAACUUUGCUUAUUAACAUUUGGUCUUUUCUCACAAUUUCCCUAAAAAGGUCAAUAUUAAUUUUCAAAUAAUAAAAGUUUGGUUAAUUGGUAAAAAUCUGAUAUGAAAGCAUGAUUGUUUCAUAGUCAAAGUAUCAUUGAAAUAGCAAAAAAGAAAUGAAAACAAAUUGAGGCCUUUUAGAAAUGCAACUGAUCUGCAUUCUGUAUUUAUGUUUUAACCUGGAAAAUCUGUUAAUGACGGCAAUUAAAUAAACUGUGAUUAAAUAAAAA